Messenger RNA from Drosophila ananassae, 2584 nucleotides. It is a transcript of the gene Plap, whose product is annotated as phospholipase A-2-activating protein. The record is from RefSeq and is a predicted model, not a curated record. Gene Ontology annotation, cellular component: nucleus; cytoplasm. Lineage: Eukaryota; Metazoa; Arthropoda; Insecta; Diptera; Drosophilidae. The transcript has 4 exons. Gene Ontology annotation, molecular function: ubiquitin binding. Gene Ontology annotation, biological process: ubiquitin recycling; proteasome-mediated ubiquitin-dependent protein catabolic process. Bases 114 to 2477 code for a protein of 787 amino acids.
UAUCGUUCGCUGUGAAUGGCUAAAUUAUAAUACUUAGUGGCAUUUUUUGACAGCCGGCGAGCUAACACAAAGAUAAACUUAAGUCUGAUUCAAAGAUUGAACAACAGCCAGACAUGGAGCCAUCACUGGAUAAUUUCAAGCUGAGCUGUGAACUGCUGGGGCACAGCAUGGACGUGCGUGCGGUAGCAGCUGGAGGAGUGUCUCCCGAAGGAGGUCAGCUCAUUCUCUCUGGAUCCCGGGACAAAAGCACCAAGUUGUGGCGUCCCAGUGGGAACGAGUACAUCGAGAGUGUGACCCUGCAGGAUCACAAGAACUUCAUAUCUUACAUCUACUAUCUGGAGUCUGAGAAGUGGAUAUGCACCGCCAGCAAUGAUUCGACCAUCUGUAUUUAUAAACAAGACGGUUUUGUUCCUCUGAUCACCCUGAAGGGUCAUGGGUCGACGGUGUGCGCCCUUGCUGGAGGAUUAAAGCCCCGCAGCCUUGUCAGUGGCAGCUGGGACAAGACCGCCCGUGUGUGGUCCAUCAGUGAGACGGGCGAUGUUAGGUUCAUAGCCCUGGAGGGGCAUGAGGCGGCGGUCUGGGCUGUCGCCACACUGCAAGAGCAGCAAAAAUACGUUACUGGGGGAGCGGACAAAUGCAUCUACUACUGGAACGAGAAGGGCGAAAAGUUGCGACUGCUCAAGGGCCACACGGACUGUGUUCGUGGCCUGAUCGCCCUGGAGGCAAAUACCUUACUCUCGUGCGGCAAUGACGCCAUUCUACGCUUUUGGAACGAGGACGGCGAGUGCGUCCGGGAGUUGAGCGGGCAUUCCAACUACAUCUAUUCGAUGGCCAGGAACAAAGCUCUGGGCGACCAGGUUGUGGUCUCCUGCGGCGAAGACAGCACCCUGCGUAUGUGGAAUGUGAUUACAGGCGACCAGCUGGGUGCUCCUAUUCUGCAUCCGGCCAUUUCAGUGUGGUCCGUGACGUGUUUGCAAAACGGAGACAUAGUCACCGGAAGCAGCGACGGUGUAGUUCGUGUCUUCAGUCAGGAACCGGCGCGACAAGCCAGCGAAGGGAUUAGAAACGCCUUCGACCUGGCAGUGUCCACAAGAAAAUCGCAGAUGAACGAGGAGAUUGGGGGUGUGAAGAAAGAUGAACUGCCCGGCCCCGAAGCACUGUUGUCCAAUGGAACUCGCGAGGGCCAAACAAAGAUGGUGCGCCAUCCUGACGGCUCGGUUAAGUGCUACUCAUGGGAGAUGGGCAAUUGGAACUUGGUCGGUGAUGUCAUGGGAGGCACUGGGGGAACACAAGCCAGCUCCGGCAAGAAGAUGCACGAGGGUAAGGAGUACGAUUUUGUGUUCAACGUAGACAUCUCGGAUACGGAACCACCCAUUAAACUGCCCUACAAUCGUGGCGAGGAUCCCUGGCAGGCAGCUCAGUCCUUCAUUCACCGGAACAACCUGCCGCAGGCUUACCUGGACCAAGUCGCCAACUUCAUAGUAAAGAACUCGGAGAGUGCACCCGUGCUGAACCAGGCCCCCACCGGCUAUCAGGAUCCGUUCACGGGCGGCAACCGCUACGUCCCCGGAACGAGUAACACUAACGUGCGCAGCGGUGGCAAUGUGGAUCCAUUUACAGGAGCCUCGAGCUACUCAACCGGAAACAGCGCCAACCAGUCCCGUGUGGAUGUGAAUUUCGUAAAGUCCGGAGACAAGCACUUCCCAAUUAGUAGCUACCGCACUUUUGAUACUUGUGACGCCAGCAAGGUGCUGGAAAAGUUAAAAGAGUUCAACAACAAGAUAUCCACCAGCGAUGGAAAAGUGGGAGAAGAGCUGCUUCUGGCUGUAAUCAAAUUCACAGAGCCCACACCAGAGCUGGACCUGACCUCGCUGGAAGCUCUGAUCGUUCUGUUAAAGUGGCCUGCGGGCAUGCUCUUCCCCGUCCUAGACAUUCUACGUCUGGCCGUGAGAAACGAGGCAAUUUUUAGUGUUCUGAACAACACCCACAACUUUCUUAGCAUUGUGAUUCCCCACCUGGCCGGAUCAGCAGCCAACCAAUUAAUGGUGAUCCGUUGUUUGGCCAAUAGUUUGGGCCACACCACCGGACGGCUGCAUAUCGAAAAGCAGCUGCCGGAGAUAAUUGAUUUGGUGGCCGGGAUUAAGGCGGGAAGUGCCAAUCUGCAGAUCGCCGUCGCUACAUUCUAUCUCAACGUCACCAUUUCACAGAUCCUCGGCGUGGCAAAGGGGGAAGUGUGUCAUGUUGUUACCUCGGGUGUUGUGGAGCUUCUUAAAUGGGCCAAGGAUCUGGAGGCCUGCUACCGCUCCAUGCAGGCCAUCGGAAACUUGACCACCACUCCCUGCGGCCAAGAGACUAUCGCCCAGGUGAUUUCCGUUGACUAUGUGAUGGAUAAGCUGCGGGAGCUGACCAACACUCCGCAGGGUGAAAACUUUAGUAAGGUUAACUCAGUCGGCCAGGCCCUUUUGGCCGCCUUUUAGGAUGCACUGUUUGUAUCACGGUUUUUAUGAUCUGUCUAAAUUAUACAUAUAUUGGAGAAUGCUUUUUUAAAAUAAACUUUCAAGUCUAAUCUAUAUGAGCCUUAGAA